UUCAUCCGUGGAAAGUCUACGAGUAACACCCCCAUCGAGCGGCACUGGAAGACUAUAGGCGAACGCUUUACCCAGAAGUAUGCCCGGACCUUUGCACAACUGGAAGAACAACACGAUCUUGAUGUUGACGAGCCAGUCGAUAUCUUCUGCCUGCACUAUUGCUUCCUUCCUCUUAUCAACCGGACAAUCUCCACCCAUAUCGUUGCCCACAACAGCCACGGCAGCACAACCAAGGGUGAACGAGGGUGGAGUCCCUACAAGAAGUGGCUGGACGGGAAUCUCAAAGCUCAAGCGAGGGGGAUGGACCUUGACCUUUUCCCCAACGACGCAGUCAUUGACGAC
Molecule: messenger RNA, 342 nt
Organism: Filobasidium floriforme
Lineage: Eukaryota; Fungi; Basidiomycota; Tremellomycetes; Filobasidiales; Filobasidiaceae
Exons: 1
Source: RefSeq, a predicted model, not a curated record